UUAGUCCCGCUUAAUUUUCCCUCCGGUUAACUAACAAAGCGCUAAAUAAAUUAGAUCGCUAAUCCCAUCUGCAUCAUUCGCGCCGCCCUCAAAGCCACACCUCGGCGGCCUCCGUCGCCGCCCCUCCAACGCUCGCUGCAUCCUCAUCCGACGCCACCUGUCAGCGGCUACCCACGCGCCUGCCCGUCCGUCAACGCCCGAUUGAAACCAUCGCUGCCCAGAUCUGCCUCAGUGGUUUGCAUCGUUGUGGCAACGACAUCGUCGAUCCUCAACUCUGGAACUAAAUCCAGAAGGACUACACCAUUCUCGCGGCUGGAAGUCAGUAUGUGCACUGUGUACUAAAACUAAGCUUGGUCAGAGAAAUAACAACCUUGGUGGUGGCUUGACCAGCAAUGGCUGUGGAAAAUUGGAAAAUUAGCCUGUCCUAUGAAGAGAGUUCAUGCCAAUGGACCCAAUGCAGAAUACGUAGUGAUCAAACCCAGAGAUACAACAAUGAAUAAAACUCACCCACAUCGACAUGGCACACACGAAGAUAAUGACAUUCUGUCAGGCACACAGAAGCAUCAUCUUGAAAAUGCGGGCUGCAAUAAACUCUCAUAUCAAGCACCAUCAUCACCAGCCCAUCCUGUUUUCGAUCCUAUUUUUUAUGGAGAGAUGAGAAAGAGCAGGGAGAAUAUGGAUGGAAAUUUGACUAGAGUACACAAACAAAGCACUCAAGACAAGUCUGUAGUCCAUGUGUCCUCUAAGCAGAAACGUAGUCCUUCAAUGGAGGUUGGCACAAAAGUGAUUCUGAAGUCCUCAGUAUAUCCAAACAAAAGGCAUGUGGCACAUGCUAGCAUUUUGGGUUGCAAUUCAAAAAAAAUGGUUGGUGGUGUUGAGCUAGGUCGGCAGUUCAUAGAAGUGCAAGUUGAUCAACCUAUUGAGGAAUGUGAGCUCUUGGUAAGGGAAAGGGAAAAUUGUAGGACAAUUGGCGAUACUUUCACCUCUGGAUUAACAAUUGCUUGGCCUUCGUCAUGUAUUGAGAGGUUCAGUGGUUGAGUUGAUUUGGAUGGUUUUGCUUAUGAGGAAUCGAGAUGCAAAUAUGACAUAUUGAUGCAAGAAAUAUUCGAGGGGCACAUUCUAGUGAACAUGAAUAGGGGUGUCACAUGGUAUCAGUGAUAGGAAAUCUUUCGCAUACUAUAGUUUACAUUAAUGGGUUGAGAAAUGUAUUUUUUUCCCUAAAAUAUGGAUCUUCUAUAUGUUUAUUGUUACAAAUGCUAUGGAAUGGCAUGGACCAUAUUGAUAUUUUAUAUCCUCGUGCAUAUAUGCAAGCUUUA
Aegilops tauschii subsp. strangulata is the source of this 1316-nucleotide messenger RNA. RefSeq lists its product as uncharacterized. NCBI's taxonomy places the organism in Eukaryota, Viridiplantae, Streptophyta, Magnoliopsida, Poales, Poaceae. The record is from RefSeq and is a predicted model, not a curated record.